Saxophila tyrrhenica is the source of this 1209-nucleotide messenger RNA. RefSeq lists its product as uncharacterized. Lineage: Eukaryota; Fungi; Ascomycota; Dothideomycetes; Mycosphaerellales; Extremaceae. The coding region runs from base 1 to 1209 and encodes 402 amino acids. The record is from RefSeq and is a predicted model, not a curated record. The transcript is spliced from 3 exons.
AUGGAUUACCAAAUAAACCCAUAUAACACGCAGCCAGACAUCGUCGUUCUUGAGAACCUCAUCCAAGAUGUCAGGACUGACACUCGUGGCAACCCGUGCGCGGAGAAGGACAAGAUCCCACCAGAAUUGAUUGAGAAACACUCCGACCAAGAAAAAGGAGAGUUUGACCAUGACAAGCAAUCCAUUGCCCUCCUAAAGGCAUACAACAACCCGGAGCGCAUCGAAUUUGCACCCACUGUCUUCACAUCAUGGGACGACAAGGACCUCCCUGGAUGGGUCAACAGCUACAUCGUGAAGCCGUACACUCGCCUGGCCACGCGAAUCGUGCGGCAUCCGACAGAUGUGGUGUUCCUUACGCAUAUCCUGCAGUACAUGACCAUCAACCUGGGGAGCGCAGUCUGCCUCUACCUGAACUUCUCGUACAUCCAUGGACUACUGCAUACGGUCUACACAGUCUGGUGCGCCGGCUCCUUCACCCUGGUAAUGCAUCAGCACAUCCAUGGUAACGGUGUUCUCUCAAAGGACUGGGCCUGGCUGGACUGGAGCUUCCCGUAUGUCCUGGAACCGCUCAUGGGGCAUACUUGGGACUCGUACUACUACCACCACACUAAGCACCACCACGUUGAGAGCAACGGUCCGGACGAUCUGUCCUCUACGAUCCGGUAUCAGCGCGAUGAUGUUCUGCAUUUCCUGCAUUAUUACCUCCGCUUUCUACUUUUCUGUUGGGCGGAGCUGCCAUUGUACUUUAUCAAAAAGGGCAAAACCAAUCUGGCACUGCGCGCCUUCUGCUCCGAAAUGGCCAGUUACGUCUUUCUCUACUGCAUGACCAAGCUGAACCCAAGGGCGAGCACAUUUGUGCUUCUGCUGCCCUUCGCUUUGCUGCGUUUUGCUCUUAUGAGCAACCGCUUCUGCUUCAACGAUGGAUACCAUACCGCGCACCAUCUCAACCCCAGACGGCACUGGCGCGAACAUCCAGUGCACUUCCUGCAGUCUAAAGCGGCGUACCGGAACGGAAGAGCGCUGGUCUUCCACGACAUUGACUAUCUCAUGAUGACCGUCAGGCUGCUACGGAAGGACUACAUGCAUCUCGCUGGCCGCCUCGUACCCAUGGGCGAUCAGAUCGGCAUGAGUCAGGUUGAGAUUGCGGAGAUGCUUCGUCGGAAGACGAGAAGAUUUACGGAAGAAGAGAUCCAGAGCAAGUUCAGAUGA